AAUGAGUCCCCCCUGUCUCCUAUGCAAACUUCUGGGCCAUGAGCCGUUCCCUUAAAAGCACUGAGAGGGAGGCACCCCAACUUGGGUGCUGGACUGGAUUCUUAGAGGGGCUACCUGAAGCAGGACUUUUUCCUACAUUGAAGUCACCAACUGAGGACAGGAACAGGUCCCCCAUCUUUGGAAUAUCUUCCGGGUCUGACUGGCCUGUGUGUGCCUCCCAUGAACAGAGACGUCCCAGAGGUGUUCCUCACAGGUGGAGAGCCGGUACCCCAAGGCCACACUCGCCGCUGCCUGUCUGUGGUGGAGUCCAGAGAGCAGCUGGAGGAAGAGGAGGAGGAAGAGGGAAAAAAGGAGGGAGAUGGCUUCCAUGCUGUGCCCCUCCGAAGGUCGGGGGCUUUCCGUGCCCAUAGCCACAACUAUGACCCCUUCAAAAGACAUAGUUGGGGGCCAGGCAGGGAGCUCCAGGAUCCACUGAGCAGGAGCAAACUGCAGGCAUCGGGAUGCACGAGCCCCCAGGAGGCCCCCUUAUUGCAGAGCCAAGACGAACUGGACACCUUUCUGGAACUGCGGCACCAAGGUGGCCGAUCCUCCCACGUGGACAACUCAGACUUUCUAUUUCUUCUAGAUUCAGUUUUGGGUCAGGGUUCCUGUCAUCCAUCUGCUGGCCCUUUGGACCACCCAGCCACUGGCAUGCUUUCCAAGUCUGUAUCCAUGAGUGGCAUCAAUUGCUUCUUGGGCUGCUCAGAUCCAGCUGGGAAUUUAUCCCAGUCGUCUGCCGCUGACCUCAGCCAAAGCUGUAGCCAACUGGAAGGGGGCUCGGGAACCUGGGCAGGCUCCUCCCUGCGACGGACCCUCAGCUUCCUCUUGGGCAUGACCGGGAAGGCCAAGACCCGGGAAAAGGAGAAGAUGAAGGAAGCCAAGGAUGCCCGCUAUACCAAUGGGCACCUCUUCACCACCAUCUCCGUUUCGGGCAUGACCAUGUGCUAUGCCUGUAACAAGAGCAUCACAGCCAAGGAAGCCCUCAUCUGCCCAACCUGCAAUGUGACUAUCCACAACCGCUGUAAAGACACCCUCGCCAACUGUACCAAGGUCAAGCAGAAGCAACAGAAAGCUGCCCUGCUGAAGAACAACACUGCCUUGCAGUCUGUUUCACUUCGCAGUAAGACCACCACCCGGGAGCGGCCCAGCUCUGCCAUCUAUCCCUCCGACAGCUUCAGGCAGUCCCUGCUUGGCUCCCGCCGUGGCCGCUCCUCCUUGUCUUUAGCCAAGAGUGUUUCCACCACCAACAUUGCUGGACACUUCAAUGAUGAGUCUCCCCUGGGGCUGCGCCGGAUUCUGUCCCAGUCCACAGACUCCCUCAACAUGCGGAACCGAACCCUGUCGGUGGAGUCCCUCAUCGACGAAGGUGCAGAGGUCAUCUACAACGAACUGAUGAGUGACUUUGAGAUGGAUGAGAAGGACUUUGCAGCUGAUUCCUGGAGCCUUGCUGUGGACAGCAGCUUCUUGCAGCAGCAUAAAAAGGAAGUGAUGAAGCAGCAGGAUGUCAUCUACGAGCUAAUCCAGACGGAACUGCACCACGUGCGGACACUGAAGAUCAUGACCCGCCUCUUCCGCACGGGGAUGCUGGAAGAGCUACAGCUGGAGCCUGCAGUGGUCCAGGGCCUGUUCCCCUGCGUGGACGAGCUCAGUGACAUCCAUACACGAUUCCUCAGCCAACUGUUAGAACGCCGACGCCAGGCCCUGUGCCCUGGCAGCACCCGGAACUUUGUCAUCCAUCGUUUGGGUGACCUGCUCAUCAGCCAGUUCUCAGGUCCCAGCGCCGAGCAGAUGCGUAAGACCUACUCGGAGUUCUGUAGCCGCCACACCAAGGCCGUAAAGCUCUACAAGGAGCUGUACGCCCGAGACAAGCGCUUCCAGCAGUUCAUCCGGAAAGUGACCCGCUCGGCUGUGCUGAAGCGGCAUGGGGUCCAGGAGUGCAUCCUACUGGUGACUCAGCGCAUCACCAAGUACCCGGUGCUCAUCAACCGGAUCUUGCAGCAUUCCCACGGGAUGGAGGAGGAACGCCAGGACCUGACGACAGCACUGGGGCUAGUGAAGGAGUUGCUGUCCAAUGUGGACCAGGAUGUGCAUGAGCUGGAGAAAGGUGCCCGCCUGCAGGAGAUCUACAACCGCAUGGACCCUCGGGCCCAGACCCCAGUGCCUGGCAAGGGCCCUUUUGGCCGAGAGGAGCUUCUGCGGCGCAAGCUGAUCCAUGAUGGUUGCCUGCUCUGGAAGACGGCAACUGGGCGCUUCAAAGAUGUGCUGAUGCUGCUGAUGACAGAUGUGCUGGUGUUUCUCCAGGAAAAGGACCAGAAGUAUAUCUUCCCUACCCUGGACAAGCCCUCAGUGGUACCGCUGCAGAAUCUAAUCGUUCGGGACAUCGCCAACCAGGAGAAAGGGAUGUUUCUGAUCAGCUCGGGGCCCCCUGAGAUGUAUGAGGUCCACACGGCAUCCCGAGAUGACCGGAGCACCUGGAUCCGCGUCAUUCAGCAGAGCGUGCGAGUAUGCCCAUCCAGGGAUGACUUCCCCCUGAUUGAGACGGAGGAUGAGGCUUACCUGCGGCGAAUCAAGAUGGAGCUGCAACAGAAAGACCGGGCACUGGUGGAGCUGCUGCAAGAGAAGGUCGGGCUGUUCGCCGAGAUGACCCAUUUCCAGGUGGAAGAGGAUGGCGGCAGUGGGAUGCCCCUGCCCACCCUGCCCAGGGGCCUUUUCCGCUCUGAGUCCCUUGAGGCCCCUCGUGGCGAGCGGCUGCUGCAGGAUGCCAUCCGUGAGGUGGAGAGCUUGAAGGACCUGCUGGUGGGGCCUGGAGUAGAGCUGCUCUCAACAUCCCGAGAACCAGCCCUGCCAACGGAUCCAGACAGCGGCGGUAACACGAGUCCUGGGGUCACUGCCAAUGGUGAGGCCAGAACCUUCAAUGGCUCGAUUGAGCUCUGCAGGGCUGACUCAGACUCCAGCCAGAAGGAUCGAAAUGGAAAUCAGCUGAGAUCGCCCCAGGAGGAAGCGUUGCAGCGAUUGGUCAAUCUCUAUGGACUUCUACAUGGCCUACAGGCGGCUGUGGCCCAGCAGGACACUUUGAUGGAAGCUCGGUUCCCUGAGGGCCCUGAGCGGCGGGAGAAGCUGUCUCGAGCCAACUCUCGGGAUGGGGAUGCUGGCAGAGCCGGGGUUGCCCCCGGGGCUCCUGAAAAGCAGGCCACAGAACUGGCAUUACUGCAGCGGCAACACACGCUGCUGCAGGAGGAGCUGCGGCGCUGCCGGCGGCUAGGCGAAGAGCGGGCCACCGAGGCCGGCAGCCUGGAAGCCCGGCUCCGGGAAAGCGAGCAGGCCCGGGCUCUGCUGGAGCGGGAGGCCGAGGAGGCUCGCAGGCAGCUGGCCGCCUUGGGCCAGACUGAACCGCUCCCAGCGGAGGCCCCCUGGGCCCGCAGGCCUCUGGACCCUCGGCGUCGGAGCCUCCCUGCCGGCGAUGCCCUGUACUUGAGUUUCACCCCCCCACAGCCCAGCCGAGGCCACGAUCGCCUGGAUUUGCCUGUGACUAUUCGCUCUGUCCAUCGACCAUUUGAGGAUCGAGAGAGACAGGAGCUGGGCAGCCCCGAGGAGCGGCUGCAAGAUAGCAGUGACCCUGACACUGGCAGCGAGGAGGAAGGUGGUGGCCGUCUGUCUCCGCCCCAUAGUCCACGAGACUUCACCCGAAUGCAGGACAUCCCGGAAGAGACUGAGAGCCGCGACGGGGAGCCUGUGGCUUCAGAGAGCUAAGGGGGCCCCUCCCCCCUGCCCUGUGCCCCCCUGAAGAACAUUACUGAGGGAGGAAAACCUUGGGGACUCCAAUCUGCCAAUGACAAGGGAACAUUUGAAAGAACUGCUGAUUGUCCUUGCCAGCUCUUGGGAUCCUUGGAUACCUGGGGCCAUUUAGGAAGCUGGGCGAAUUAGGCCAUAGUGCCCCCUGGUGGCAUCCAGAAGCUACACCACAGAUGCCAAUCUUUCAUGCCUUCUUCCCUCUACUUUAGGAAAAUUUAUUUAUUUAUUGUUUAUUAGUUAUGGAGGGAGAGAGGAGAUUUAGAGGACCAGGGACAUGGGAACCAAGCCAUAGGGAUCAGGGGGCCUUGUCCUUUAACACUACUGGGGUUUAUUCAGGCUUAGCCGUGCAACUGCAGGGUUCUAGCCCUGACACCCCUCCCCAGCAACAACCAUCUUUGGGGAGAGGCUGCAGCCACAGGAGCCUAUUGCCCUUCCAGAAGGGCUGUGGGAAGGGCCAUGUCCCUCUCCCACUUCCCUCAGCCUCUUCCUGCUGUUCUCUCUUCUCUCCAUCCUCCAUGGAAACCCCAGGGAGAUAACCUGGCUUCCUAGAGCUGAUGGAAUAGAGGUUGAGGUGGCCAUAAUAGUUUGUUGCUGGGGGAGGGAAAAAAACCCACAGGGACCAGAAUGUUCUUUUGUUGUUGUUAUUUUCUUUUUUGUACCAAAGCCAACUGCACGUGUUUUAUAUUUUUAAGAGAAGAUUGUAGGCAGUUAGAAAUCACAGCCUUCUAUCUCCACAUCUCUGAAGAACUUGAGGGAUGGGGGAACAACGGCUUCUCUCCUCAUCUAUAGUAAUGGGGGAUCUCUUCUGACCUCUUCCCCAGCCAUUUGGAAAAAAAGUUCUAGGGAGAGUCGGGAAAUCUCCACAAAUCCUGACCUCAUCCCCCACCUCAGCAACCAUGACCUGAAACCUCAGUGUGAAUUUUGGGGAUUUUUCAAUGGACCCCCCAGUGCCCACCAGCUCCAGCCGUUUUUCUGCCAAUUUGAUUGUUAAAAAAAAAAAAAAAAAAAAAAAAAAAGGAAAGAAAAAAACACAAAGCAGGGAAAA
Messenger RNA from Equus caballus (horse), 4876 nucleotides. It is a transcript of the gene ARHGEF2, whose product is annotated as Rho/Rac guanine nucleotide exchange factor 2. Gene Ontology annotation, cellular component: cytoskeleton; ruffle membrane. Gene Ontology annotation, biological process: regulation of Rho protein signal transduction; cell morphogenesis; positive regulation of neuron differentiation. Gene Ontology annotation, molecular function: guanyl-nucleotide exchange factor activity; microtubule binding. NCBI's taxonomy places the organism in Eukaryota, Metazoa, Chordata, Mammalia, Perissodactyla, Equidae. The record is from RefSeq and is a predicted model, not a curated record.